Molecule: messenger RNA, 1653 nt
Organism: Sporothrix schenckii 1099-18
Lineage: Eukaryota; Fungi; Ascomycota; Sordariomycetes; Ophiostomatales; Ophiostomataceae
Product: C4-dicarboxylate transporter/malic acid transport protein
Exons: 2
Coding region: 1-1653 (550 amino acids)
Biological process (GO): transmembrane transport; sulfite transmembrane transport
Cellular component (GO): plasma membrane
Molecular function (GO): sulfite transmembrane transporter activity
Source: RefSeq, a predicted model, not a curated record
AUGUCUGCAUUAAUACCUGAGUUCUCGACGGCCUCCCCUGAUGGCAGUGGCAUCUUCUUCCACACUCUACGCCAGGCCAACGCCAGCGAGGAGAACGUGGACACCUCCGACCAUGUGAACAACACAUCGUGCUCUGCAGGCACCACUGCAGAUGCUGCACCCACCUUGCGCGAGAGUGACCCCGAGAAGGACGCCGAAAGCAGCCCAGCCGUUCCGGUCGUCAGCAACAUCUCCUCCCACGACACGAUCAAUGCCAGCGCCGAGAAUGGUUCCCACCCCGUCAGCCGCAGCCACAGCAAUGCCGUGGCAGAACUGCCGACAGCAAACACACCUUGCGCCGGCGCCGGCGACAGCGACAUUCGGAUCCUGCCCUGCGGCGCCGUCGUCGCCACCAACGAGAGGGAAAAUCGUGGCUGGCGCAAAAUUGUGCGCAACUUUACGCCGUCGUGGUUCUCUGUGUGCAUGGGCACGGGCGUCGUCGCCAUCUUGCUGCACAACCUGCCGUACAACGCCCACUGGGUGUGGUACCUUUCCGUUGCCGUCUUCUGCCUCAACAUUCUGCUGUUCAUCACCUUUUCGCUCAUCACGAUUACGCGCUACGUCGUGUAUCCGGAGAUUUGGAAUGUCAUGAUUAAGCACCCGUCCCAGUCGCUCUUCCUAGGGUGCAUUCCCAUGGCCUUUUCGAGUGCGUAUGCCCUUGACGCUUCUGUCUGUGCUGUCACACAUCACCUGCUAACAAGCACAGCCAUUGUCACAAUGAUGGCCCUCGUCUGCACAACAUGGGGCAACUGGGCAAUCUAUCUGAUCUGGGCGUUUUGGUGGGUCGACGUCUUUGGCUCCUGCGCCUGCAGCCUGAUUAUUCCUUUUGUGAUCACCAGUAUCCAUCACCAUCGCAAUCAGCUCUCUCACAUGACCGCUGCCUUACUCCUGCCUGUCGUGCCUGUCAUUGUCGCGGCUGCCUCUGGCAGCGUGAUUGCCGAGGCCCUGCCGAACCGCUCGCACCAACUCACCACCCUGGUCCUCUCCUACAUCAUCUGGGGCCUCGGCGAGACCUUCUCCUUCUUUAUCAUGACGGUGUACUUUCUGCGCCUGCAAAUCCACGACCUGCCGCCGCGCGAAGUUAUUGUGUCCGUCUUCCUACCCAUCGGUCCGCUGGGCCAGGGCGGCUUUGCGAUCCAGCAGCUCGGCAAGCUCGCCAUGCAGGUUCUGCCCGCCACCGGCGCGUUCAACGGCGCCAUCCCUGACGGCACCAGCCCCAAUGCCCUCGAUGCCACCGCCCUGUACGGCCCCACCGUGCUCUACAUGAUUGGAAUCCUCGCCGGGUUCUUUUUGUGGGGCGCCGCUCUCGGCUGGCUGGCGUUUGCCAUCAUCUCCAUCAUGACCACCAAGUCGUUCCCCUUCAACAUGGGCUGGUGGGGCUUUGUCUUCCCGCUCGGCGUCUUUACGAGCUGCACAGGCGUGCUGGCCGUAGAGCUGUCGAGCACCUUUUUCAAGGUCAUCACCAUGAUCUUCUCAGCCCUGGUGUUUUGCCUGUGGAUUCUCGUGGCCGUCAAAACCACCAUCAUGGUCUACCGCGGCAACAUGUUUUAUGCGCCGUGCCUGCGCGAUCUGCACCCCAAGGAGGAGCAGCCGGGCGGCAAACGAACGGUGUAG